This is a messenger RNA of Salarias fasciatus (jewelled blenny), 1466 nucleotides long. It is a transcript of the gene wbp4, whose product is annotated as WW domain binding protein 4. Gene Ontology annotation, biological process: mRNA splicing, via spliceosome. The transcript has 11 exons. Gene Ontology annotation, molecular function: protein binding; zinc ion binding; RNA binding. The coding region runs from base 121 to 1446 and encodes 441 amino acids. Gene Ontology annotation, cellular component: nucleus; precatalytic spliceosome. NCBI's taxonomy places the organism in Eukaryota, Metazoa, Chordata, Actinopteri, Blenniiformes, Blenniidae. The record is from RefSeq and is a predicted model, not a curated record.
GACUGCCGUGACGUCAUCAGCGUCGGACCGUGUUGUGGUUCUUGAAAUGAGGGGAAACUUCCCCCUUUAGCCCGGAUUUUAUAUAAAAACCUCCUCCUUUCUUGACUCCAAACACGCAAAAUGGCGGAUUACUGGAAAUCUCAACCCCGGAAGUUUUGCCAGUACUGCAAAUGCUGGAUUGCAGACAACAAACCUAGCAUAGAGUUCCAUGAGCGAGGGAAGAACCAUAAAGAGAACGUGGCGGCGAAGAUCUCCGAGAUUAAAAAGAAGAGCGUGGACAAGGCCAAGCAGGAGCGGCGGAUGUGUAAACAGUUCGCCGCCAUGGAGGAGGCGGCCAUGAAGGCGUACGAGGAGGACCUGAAGAGGAUGGAGAUGGAGGCCCGAGGGUUGAGUUCACCGAUUUUGGCGCCAGAGAAGGAGGAGGAGACGCCGCCGGCGGAGGAGACGGCGCCGCCGCCACCACAGGAGAAGAAGCCGAAGAAGAAGAAAGAGGAGAAGAGGAAGAAGAAGGAGGAGGAGGAGGAGGUGUGGGUGGAGGGACAGUCGGACGAGGGACACCUGUACUACUACAACACCCGGACGGGAGAGUCUCGCUGGGACCGACCGGAGGGCUCCAUCAGAUCCGUGGUGAACCAGCAGAACCAGCAGUUCCAGCAGUACCAGCAGGGGGCGAGCUCCGCUGGCUCCUCGGGCUCUCCCUGGAUGGAGGCCGUCAGUCCUGAAGGCUACACCUACUACUACAACACCCAGACUGGAGAAUCCAGCUGGGAGAAGCCUCCUGGCUUCCCCUCCGGCGAGGAGCCUCUUCCUCCGGGGACGCUCCCGGAGGGGGCGGAGCUCCCUGGGCAGGGGGCGGGGCUACCCGUGGAAAACCAGGAAGUCCCCGACGAGUCCGUCCAGCAGAGCAGCGCUCCCAAAAUCAGCUUCAGGAAGAGAAAGGCUGAAACCGAGGAGGCAGGAAAACAAGAAGAAGAAGAAGAAGAGGAGGGGGGAAAAGCAGGCGAUCUGGUCAGCGCCGACACCACCAAAGAAGAAGAGACGAGAGCGGACUCAGAGCAGAACCCUCCAGAGCAGGCCUCGGUCCAGAGCUCAGCAGCAGAUCCUGGACAGACGGAGGUGAAGGAGCCAGAGGUGAAGAUUCAGGUGAAGCGGCGUCGAACCGUCAACCCGUACGGAGCCUGGGAGAAGAUCAAGGAGGAGAAGGAUCCAUACUCCAGCGUGGACCUGCAGCUGCCCCCGGCAGCGGAGCCGCCCCCCGGCCCCCCCGCCCUGCCGCCGGAGCCCCGGCCCCGCUUCAAGGAGCGAGUCAUCACGUCGCUAGGCAACCAGGAGGAGGAGGAGGAGGGGGCGGGGCCGGCCGGCGGCGGGGAGCCGGCAACCUUCAGGAAGAGCCGGGCGCUCAACGGCAGAGGCAGGAGGCUGCGGCAGCGAGACGACGACAACUGACCGAGAAAUAAAGAGAUUUU